Molecule: messenger RNA, 1852 nt
Organism: Fukomys damarensis (Damara mole-rat)
Lineage: Eukaryota; Metazoa; Chordata; Mammalia; Rodentia; Bathyergidae
Product: glutathione S-transferase theta-3-like
Exons: 7
Coding region: 262-987 (241 amino acids)
Biological process (GO): glutathione metabolic process
Cellular component (GO): cytoplasm
Molecular function (GO): glutathione transferase activity
Source: RefSeq, a predicted model, not a curated record
CCGAAGCCACUCCUCUCAGCUCUCUGCCAGGGUAGAGGGAGGGCCUUGGGCUGAAUGCAGACAGUCCAGGUCUUUUCACCUUAAAUCCACUGUUCGUAUCGGAAGCAUCGCAGGAGUCUCGUUCCUCAUUAAGGCUCUCCGCGCACCAUUCGAUGAAAGUCGACAUUGAGGGUCAAGGAAAGAGGUCUGACCUGGCGGCGGAUCCCCCACCCCGCAGCUCCUAGGUUAGCCGGCGUCCGCCCCGCACAGGCGCCCCCCGCAAUGGGCCUGGAACUCUACCUGGACCUUAUGUCCCAGCCCUGCCGAGCAGUCUACAUCUUUGCCAAGAAGAAUGACAUCCCUUUCCAGCUGCGCACGGUGGAGCUGCUGAAAGGCCAGCACUACACGGAUUCCUUUGCUCAGGUCAACCCCCUGAGGAAGGUGCCUGCCUUGAAGGAUGGGGACUUCAUCUUGGCUGAGAGUGUGGCCAUUCUGCUGUAUCUGAGUCGCAAGUACAAGACCCCUGACCACUGGUACCCCCAGGACCUGCGGGCCCGAGCCAAGGUGGAUGAGUACCUAUCCUGGCAGCACACAGCUCUGCGGAGUUGCUGCACUCGGGCUACGUGGCAGAAGAUGAUGUUCCCUGUCCUGCUGCAUCAGCCAGUGCCCCGGGAGACAUUGUCGGCCACUUUGGCUGAGCUGGACAGUUGCCUGCAGCUGCUCGAGGACAAGUUCCUUGGGGACCAGGCCUUCCUCACUGGUCCCCAAAUCUCUGUGGCUGACUUGGUGGCCAUCACGGAACUGAUGCAGCCUGUCGGUGCUGGCUGCCAAGUCUUCGAAAGCCGACCCAAGCUGAAUGCCUGGCACCAGCGUGUGGAGGCUGUGGUGGGGGAAGACCUCUUCCGGGAGGCCCACGCAGCUAUCCUGAAGGCCAAGGAUAUGCCUCCUGCACUGGACCCUACCUUGAAGGAGAAGUUGCUACAGUCAACUCGGAUUUUUUUGCAAUGAGCAGGUGGCCCAGGCCUGUGGAGCCACCAAGGGAAAAGCUGGGUUAUUGGAAUAAAGCAGUGGGGCUGCCUGACUCCUCUGUGGGCUGGGCAGGUCCACAGCCUCCUCCAUACAUCACGAUGCCGUCCCCUCUGUGUCUUCCCUCACAUUUAAUCUAACAUCUGGCUUCAGCCCGACCUUUGCGGAGAGCUUUUGUACAUGCUUAUGUGGCCCGAUCCCUUGUCUUGAAACUUCCCACGAUUUCUCACUGCUCUGAGGCUAACAGCACGGCAGUGCCUCCCACCCCUCUGGAGCUACUUUUGCUGGGUGUAUUCAUUUCAGAUCCCUUCCCUGCUCCCGCUUUGGCCUUCUGUCUUGACUCAUGCUGUUCCCUCCUCACCUUCUUCAUCUAGUGCCCCUCCUCGUGUCUGAGCAUUUGGCCCCAUCUCUCUUCUCCAGGAGACUUCCCUGACCUCUCCACACCCAGUCUAGGUGAGACAGCCCCUCUGAGGUCCUCAGCCCCAGUGUUUCCUCUCCUCGGGCCUGGCAGGGAGCACCCGUCACAGAUGGAGGGUGACCAGGUGAAGAGCUGUCUGAUCAGGAAUGGUCCCAGUCCCCUAGGUCUUUCACUCUCUGGUGACACUGUCUCCCACAGGUGGGGUACACGGUGGUUCAUGCAUUUCCUUGCCAGGACAGCAGCCCCUGGUUAUUUUUUUGGCCCCUCCCGUUCCACUCUGUCCUGACCACUGCCUUCGCCAUCCCUGUCUUUGGCUCCCGGACUUGUCACCUGUUGCUGCCAUUUCCUCUUAAGAUUGUCACAAUCACCUUGUCUCUGUGACCUAAGACCCUCUAAUAUGUGAUAUUUAAUAAAUUGUUAACAGGGCAA